Puntigrus tetrazona (Sumatra barb) is the source of this 3069-nucleotide messenger RNA. It is a transcript of the gene alcamb, whose product is annotated as activated leukocyte cell adhesion molecule b. Gene Ontology annotation, biological process: cell adhesion. The coding region runs from base 157 to 1833 and encodes 558 amino acids. Gene Ontology annotation, cellular component: plasma membrane. Lineage: Eukaryota; Metazoa; Chordata; Actinopteri; Cypriniformes; Cyprinidae. The transcript has 16 exons. The record is from RefSeq and is a predicted model, not a curated record.
CAGGCUUCAACAGAUGUAACACGUGGGGAACAACCUCAAAGUUUGAAUUUACUGACGCAUGCUGAGUGUGUUGCACUUUCCAGAACAUUAUCCGGCAAGGACGUGCUAACGCAAGGAUAUUAUUUCUCGCGAUUGAAGGAACCAGACUGCUGAAAGAUGCACCGGAUCGCCCUUUUAACGUGUAUACUCACCGCAUCACUGAUGAAUCAAGCGAGCGGUUUGGAAACUAUCACCGGCAAGUAUGGAGACACCAUUGAAAUCCCAUGCAACAACGGACGCAUCGCGGAAGCAGAUGCUACAUUCGUUAAAUGGAAAUAUGACAAAGAUGGCAGCAUACUGGUGAAACAUCAGAAUCAGAACGCCUCUGUUUCAAGCGACGUGAGCUACAAGAACAGAGUCAGUAUUAAAAAAGAUUUGAGCCUCGUCAUCGCACAACUGGCCAUGAGCGACCAGAGAACCUUCACCUGCAUGGUGGUGGUAAAAGAAGACAUUUUGGAGUACCCUGUUCAACUGGCUAUUUACAAGGUUCCAUCGCAACCUCAAAUCACAAACCUAACGACUGUGAUGGCAAUCGGCAAACCAACUACGUUAGCUCGGUGUCGUACUGAAGAUGCCAAUCCAGCUGCCAACAUCACGUGGUUCAAGAACAAAACUCCUCUUAUGACCGAUGGAGCAGCCAUUAAAAUCACAACCAAUGUGGAUGUUAAUAAAGAGACGGGACUGUCCACGACAACUUCCUCCCUGGAGUAUACAGCAGUGAAGGGAGACAUUGACGCCAAGUUCACCUGCCAGGUUCAACACGUCAAGUCUGCAAACAUGGAUUCUUCACCUCUCGUCUUCACUGUGAACUACCCCACCGAGAAGGUCAGUCUCAAAGUGGCGUCCCAGGGUCCUUUUAAGGAAGGGGACAACGUGACCCUCAAAUGCACAGCAGACGGAAACCCUCCGCCUUCUAGCUUCAACUUCUACAUCAACGGACAGAAAAAGACUGUGAACUCCAACACGUACACCUUGAGCAACGUCACCCGGGAGAACAGUGGAGAAUACAAAUGCUCGCUCGUGGACAAUGAGAACAUUGUGGCUUCUGCACCCAUCACAGUUGAAUAUCUUGAUUUGGUCCUUAGCUCCACUGGUAAAAUUGUUAAGAAACUUGGCGAGAGCCUUGAGAUGACUGUAGAUGUUAAAGCUUCAGGAGCGGCGCAAACUUCUUGGAAGAAGGGCAAUGCCAAGCUGAACAGCCUGCCCAAGUUUGAAAAGCUGUCAUACGCUGACUCUGGCGUGUAUGAGUGUGUUGUUUCCAUGGCCGGCUUCAAGAAAACGCAAACAUUUGAGUUAGUAGUUGAAGGUUCUCCGGUCAUUCAGAGCCUGCUCAAGGAGCGUGGUGAGGGCAUGAACAAGGUCCUGAAAUGUGCGGCUGAAGGCUUUCCAAAACCCACAGUACAAUGGAGUGUCAAUGGCACAAGUGUUGAGAGUGCUUAUGAGAACGGAAGAGUCACAUACAGCCUCAGUAUUGUUCCGAAGGGCAAUCUCACGGUGUCCUGCGCCGUCUCGAAUGUCUUGGGUUCUGACGUUAAGAGCAUGAAUGUAUCCGCACUUAUUGAGGACGUGACAAUGGACAAACAAGAUCAGAAAGACGAGUACAGUGACCAGACGGUACUGGCUGUCGGUAUAGUUGUUGGUCUGAUGCUGGCCGCUCUCGCUAUAGGACUGGCCUACUGGCUGUAUACGAAGAAAUUCAGGCAAGGAUCCUGGAAAACUGGAGAAAAAGAAGAUGGAUCUGCAGAAGAGAGUAAGAAGCUGGAGGAGAAUCAAAGCCAAAAAGCUGACGUGUAAUGUCAAGUGAGCUGUUCAGGGAUUCAUUUAAAUGCGAUCCCUUUUUCCACGAGAAGGAGUGAAAAAUCGGUGAAAUCUGUGUGAAAGGAGGAAAAAAAAAAAAAAAAAUCAGAAGCUGUAAUGGAGGACCCGAGUAGCUGUGUCAGUUACAUCUCCAGCAUCGUCUGUAACGUGUCUGUGCCUCCCCUAUGCUGGGGAUUUAAUUAAUAAUGUAUGUUGUAAAGUAUGUGAAUCUUUUUUGCAUUGAAGAUCAAGCCUGUUCAGAAACCUUUUGUCUGUAAAGUGUUUAUUCAUAAUGUUGGAUUUCAUGUUUUAUUUUUAUGUCCCAGCUAUUUAGUUGAUGCAAAUUUGUGUUUGCAGUUUCACAUGGUAGAAACACUGAGGCCUUUAGUGUCUGUAUAGGACUUUUCCUUUUAGAAUUACAUGUAGUACCUAACCUGUGGCAUGAUGUGAAGCAUGAUAUUCUGAGCACUUGGCGAGUUUUCAGGUCUUAACAAGUCAGUAAGCCAAAUUACAUCCCAAUGUUAUACUUGUUGGGGUGUAAAAGACCAUUAUUUACCAAUAUUUAGCAUUAUAAAAGACUGUGACCUACAAUUUGAAGUUUAAAAAAAAAAAAAAAAAAAAAAAUCAGAGAAAUGUAAUUUCUGAAGUAAGACGUUAGUGCAGGGACCAGAGCUUGUUUAAUGAAAACCAUGCCUUUUGCUUGGAUUGUUUACCAUUUAAAAUUGGGGUUUUUAUCACAUGUGUUGCCUUUUUUUCAGGAUAACCGAAAAUCAUCUCUUAAUGUAUACCGACACUGACUUAUCACCCGUUUCUGUGUGUUCUUUGAUGUUUCAUUGUUUUGCUGCAGAAUUGUAUGUGUUCUGGUUUAAGCAGUACUUGUAAAUAUGGUUAACUUCUUUUUAUUGUUUUUAUGUUCUAUUUAUAUUGUUGAGGUUUAGCUAAAUGCCAGUGUUUUGACAUUAUGUUAGCUAGUUUUAGUCAUUUUCUCCUGAAAACAUACCUCCGUUGCUGUUGAAUGGUACAGUGCAUUUGAUGGUAUUUACUUGCAGAUUUUAAAUUCAAACUUUCAGUUAAAUGCAUAGUGGUUGCUGCAUUUCCACACUUCAGUGCAUAUUACCUGCAUUUAAUCCGCUGUCAAGACCAAAGAGGUUGAAUGUGGCCGUGCAAGUAUUGUACAUACUCACCAUUGUUUUGUACUAUUAGUUCAAAUAAAGUGUACAUUUUUAGGAAAGA